Messenger RNA from Oncorhynchus mykiss (rainbow trout), 5471 nucleotides. The record is from RefSeq and is a predicted model, not a curated record. NCBI's taxonomy places the organism in Eukaryota, Metazoa, Chordata, Actinopteri, Salmoniformes, Salmonidae.
GUCUCAUGGUCAUGGGGCUGUGGGUCAGGGUGCGCUGCAACAGAACUGGCUCCAGAUCAGUGAGUAGUAGGGAUGACAUGUCUCAUGGUCAUGGGGCUGUGGGUCAGGGUGCGCUGCAACAGAACUGGCUCCAGAUCAGUGAACGUGUCUGUGGAAGUUUUCAUUGAAAAUGUGAACGAUAAUCCUCCAAACUUCGCUCAGAGUCAUUACGUUCUCCAGGUGAACGAGCUGACUCCUGUGAACACCAGUGUUGGUCGGAUAGAGGCCACAGACAUUGACUCUGAGCCACUGUACUAUCGUUUAGAGUCAGCCACGAACAGGUAUCUACGACUGGAGAAUGCCAACACCCCCAACAUACUGGUGCAAAACAUCAUCGACUACGACUCCGUCCAAAAGAUCUCCCUGGUCUUACAUGUACAGGACACGUAUAACGUUUCUGAGUCCGGCGAGCCUUCGUUCACUGCCGUGGUGACCAUCACGGUUAACGUGAAGGACGUUGACAACCGUCCACCGUGGUUCCAGCCCUGUGUCAGAACCAACCUGGGGAUAGCCAAACUGUGUGUCAGCUCCGGCUACAAGGCAAAGGUCAACCUCACAGAGAAAGAGGACGGUGCUCUAUCUCUGGAGCCUGGUCCGUUAUACGCCAAGGAUGGAGACAGAAACAGGAGUGAGAUGAUCAACUACAGGAUACUUAGAGGGAAUGAAGGCAGCAUCUUCCAGAUCGAUGAGGAGACGGGAAACAUCUCCAUGGCCAAAGCGGCAGACAUAGCAGGCCCAAUAACCCUCACUGUCCUGGCCUCCCAGGUUACCAACAGGGACCAGUUUGCGGUGACUCAGGUCACCAUCGAGGUGCUGAGGAAGAGCAGGAACCCUCCGCGGUUUGAGAAGGAGCGUUAUGAAGGUUACAUCUACAGUAACUCAGUCCCAGAGACCAUGAUCCUACGAGACAGAACCUCCAACAGACCCUUCACGGUCAGGGCCAGAGACGAGGACUUUGCCACCGGUGUAAACCCAGACAUAAGAUAUGAGGUGCAGUACAGCAGUUAUGUCAACGUGACAAACGAAGGAUUUGUUCUUCUGAAGAGGAUCGUGAAGACAGAGUCCUUCGCUCUCCAGAUUCGUGCUAUGGACCCGUCUACAGGGGAGUUUGGUACAGCGGCCCUCUCUGUCCUGGUUAUACCAGCUGUGGCGGUUCCUUUGCCCUCGGGGGCAGGGUACCGGGCGGGGGACAUGGCUCUUCUGGGAUUGGUCAUGGCAGCCAUCUUGGUUCUCUGCUUCAUCGUGAUUGGCUUCCUGAUCUCCCGCCUGAAGAAAGGAGGCGCCAACCUGGAUAAGAUAACUGAGUGUCUGGCUCCAUGUCUGAAGAUGACAAGGCCCCAAGGGAGACCCAAAGACACCUUGCAGUACACCAACGAUGGCUACCAGGGUACCGAGGGUGAUGCCCUGCGCUGCAGACCCAGACGCCCAGAGCCGGUAGACAAGAGGGGCCGAGGUGCUACCGUCCCUGGGGACAGAGGCAGAGCCAUCCCCCUGGAGCGACGCCGGAGCGACCGCCAUUGUGGCUUCUGCGGCCUGUACGCCAACCACAACGCCAAGCCCAGCCCGGCCUGCAGCCCUGCUAUGGGGGGUGGGAGAGUAGAAGGAGGAGACAAGGACGGGGUGAGGUCCAUCCUCGCCAAGGGGGGAAGGAAGGAAGGAGGGAAGUCAGUGUGGUUUAAGGAGAACGAGGAUGCGUCUGGGAUCGAGGUGGAGAUCAUCCCGGAUACUCUGGGUCAGGAAGAGGAGACUGAGGAGGAGGUGUUGGACAUGGAGGAGGUGGAGGGGGGAGACAGGAGCAUGUCUAGUCAGACAGAGAUCGAUGGUGGCCAUGGGAACCAGGAGAGCCAUGGAGAGUCUGAUUCAGCUGCUAAAGAGGAAAAAGAGAAGGAGGGUUGAGAGGAUAUCUGGGUUAUAUUCUAUAGGGAGAGGAUAUCUGGGUUAUAUUCAAUAGGGAGAGGAUAUCUAGGUUAUAUUCAAUAGGGAGAGGAUAUCUGGGUUAUAUUCUAUAGGGAGAGGAUAUCUGGGUUAUAUUCUAUAGGGAGAUGAUAUCUGGGUUAUAUUCUAUAGGGAGAUGAUAUAUGGGUUAUAUUCUAUAGGGAGAUGAUAUCUGGGUUAUAUUCUAUAGGCAGGAGGAUAUCUGGGUUAUAUUCCAAAGGGAGAGGAUAUCUAGGUUAUAGUCUAUAGGGAGAGGAUAUCUGGGUUAUAUUCUACAGGGAGAGGAUAUCUGGGUUAUAUUCUAUAGGGAGAGGAUAUCUGGGUUAUAUUCUAUAGGGAGAGGAUAUCUGGGUUAUAUUCUAUAGGCAGGAGGAUAUCUGGGUUAUAUUCUAUAGGGAGAGGAUAUCUGGGUUAUUUCCAAUAGGGAGAGGAUAUCUGGGUGAAUUCAAUAGGGAGAGGAUAUCUGGGUUAUAUUCUAUAGGGAGAGGAUAUCUGGGUUAUAUUCUAUAGGGAGAUGAUAUCUGGGUUACAGUCUAUGGGGAGAGGAUAUCUGGGUUAUAUUCUAUAGGGAGAGGAUAUCUGGGUUAUAUUCUAUAGGCAGGAGGAUAUCUGGGUUAUAUUCUAUAGGGAGAGGAUAUCUGGGUUAUAUUCUAUAGGGAGAGGAUAUCUGGGUUAUAUUCUAUAGGCAGGAGGAUAUCUGGGUUAUAGUCUAUAGGGAGAGGAUAUCUGGGUUAUAUUCUAUAGGGAGAUGAUAUCUGGGUUAUUUCCAAUAGGGAGAGGAUAUCUGGGUGAAUUCAAUAGGGAGAGGAUAUCUGGGUUAUAUUCUAUAGGGAGAGGAUAUCUGGGUUAUAUUCUAUAGGGAGAGGAUAUCUGGGUUAUAGUCUAUAGGGAGAGGAUAUCUGGGUUAUAUUCUAUAGGGAGAGGAUAUCUGGGUUAUAUUCUAUAGGGAGAUGAUAUCUGGGUUAUAUUCUAUAGGGAGAUGAUAUCUGGGUUAUAUUCUAUAGGCAGGAGGGUAUCUGGGUUAUAGUCUAUAGGGAGAGGAUAUCUAGGUUAUAUUCUAUAGGGAGAGGAUAUCUAGGUUAUAGUCUAUAGGGAGAGGAUAUCUAGGUUAUAUUCUAUAGGGAGAGGAUAUCUGGGUUAUAUUCUAUAGGGAGAAGAUAUCUGGGUUAUAUUCUAUAGGGAGAGGAUAUCUGGGUUAUAUUCUAUAGGGAGAUGAUAUCUGGGUUAUUUCCAAUAGGGAGAGGAUAUCUGGGUGAAUUCAAUAGGGAGAGGAUAUCUGGGUUAUAUUCUAUAGGGAGAGGAUAUCUGGGUGAAUUCAAUAGGGAGAGGAUAUCUGGGUUAUAUUCUAUAGGGAGAGGAUAUCUGGGUUAAAUUCUAUAGGGAGAUGAUAUCUGGGUUACAGUCUAUGGGGAGAGGAUAUCUGGGUUAUAUUCUAUAGGGAGAGGAUAUCUGGGUUAUAUUCUAUAGGCAGGAGGAUAUCUGGGUUAUAUUCUAUAGGGAGAGGAUAUCUGGGUUAUAUUCUAUAGGGAGAGGAUAUCUGGGUUAUAUUCUAUAGGCAGGAGGAUAUCUGGGUUAUAGUCUAUAGGGAGAGGAUAUCUGGGUUAUAUUCUAUAGGGAGAUGAUAUCUGGGUUAUGUCCAAUAGGGAGAGGAUAUCUGGGUGAAUUCAAUAGGGAGAGGAUAUCUGGGUUAUAUUCUAUAGGGAGAGGAUAUCUGGGUUAUAUUCUAUAGGGAGAGGAUAUCUGGGUUAUAUUCUAUAGGCAGGAGGAUAUCAGGAGGAUAUAUUACCUAGUCUAUAGGGAGAGGAUAUCUGGGUUAUAUUCUAUGGGGAGAGGAUAUCUGGGUUAUAGUCUAUAGGCAGGAGGAUAUCUGGGUUAUAGUCUAUAGGGAGAGGAUAUCUAGGUUAUAUUCUAUAGGGAGAGGAUAUCUAGGUUAUAGUCUAUAGGGAGAGGAUAUCUAGGUUAUAUUCUAUAGGGAGAGGAUAUCUGGGUUAUAUUCUAUAGGGAGAAGAUAUCUGGGUUAUAUUCUAUAGGGAGAGGAUAUCUGGGUUAUAUUCUAUAGGGAGAUGAUAUCUGGGUUAUUUCCAAUAGGGAGAGGAUAUCUGGGUGAAUUCAAUAGGGAGAGGAUAUCUGGGUUAUAUUCUAUAGGGAGAGGAUAUCUGGGUGAAUUCAAUAGGGAGAGGAUAUCUGGGUUAUAUUCUAUAGGGAGAGGAUAUCUGGGUUAUAUUCUAUAGGGAGAUGAUAUCUGGGUUACAGUCUAUGGGGAGAGGAUAUCUGGGUUAUAUUCUAUAGGGAGAGGAUAUCUGGGUUAUAUUCUAUAGGCAGGAGGAUAUCUGGGUUAUAUUCUAUAGGGAGAGGAUAUCUGGAUUAUAUUCUAUAGGGAGAGGAUAUCUGGGUUAUAUUCUAUAGGCAGGAGGAUAUCUGGGUUAUAGUCUAUAGGGAGAGGAUAUCUGGGUUAUAUUCUAUAGGGAGAUGAUAUCUGGGUUAUGUCCAAUAGGGAGAGGAUAUCUGGGUGAAUUCAAUAGGGAGAGGAUAUCUGGGUUAUAUUCUAUAGGGAGAGGAUAUCUGGGUUAUAUUCUAUAGGGAGAUGAUAUCUGGGUUAUAUUCUAUAGGGAGAGGAUAUCUGGGUUAUAUUCUAUAGGGAGAGGAUAUCUGGGUUAUAUUCUAUAGGCAGGAGGAUAUCAGGAGGAUAUAUUACCUAGUCUAUAGGGAGAGGAUAUCUGGGUUAUAUUCUAUGGGGAGAGGAUAUCUGGGUUAUAGUCUAUAGGCAGGAGGAUAUCUGGGUUAUAGUCUAUAGGCAGGAGGAUAUCUAGGUUAUAUUCUAUAGGGAGAGGAUAUCUAGGUUAUAGUCUAUAGGGAGAGGAUAUCUGGGUUAUAUUAUAUAGGGAGAGGAUAUCUGUGUUAAAGGCACAGAACAGAAGAAAACAGAGUAAAACAGGAAGGUAUCUGAAGAUGUCCAGUACGAACUGCCCGCUCUGAAGAACAUACCCCAGCCGGGAAGAGAAAUGGAGUUUCCAUCAUCAUGGGAAAACCUGCUUAUGGUGAUCCCAGAGUGGGAUUCUGGAACAUGGACAUGAGUUCACACAGAUUGGAGGGAAUUACCCGUUUUGGAUAAGUGUGUGUCUACAUCAUGUGGCUUCCAUCACACUAUGGGGAGAUGUUCCUUUCAAUAUAUUGUGAUUUAUUCAAUAUAUAAAGACAAUUUCCAUGAAGUACCACAAGAAGGGGAUCAAGUUGGAUACAAUACUUUUUAACUUGGUAUCUUUUAAUGAUCGUUCCGAGAGCGAAUCCAUCAAGUCCUUGGGAAAGAUUUUAUGAGUUUUACUAAUGAGGGAAAAAAACAAAUACUAUUUAAAAUGUGGACAUAUGUUUUUUUUUACCACAGAAAAAAGUUUGGACGGAGAACACAUCUCCUGAAUACUAAACAAAUGGAGGACGUGUGUAUUUUUAUUUACGUCGUUAGAAAAUAAAACAGUAUGAAAUGUAAUGUAAUAACCUUA